CCUUUGGCCAACCUUCACAUUUUGGUGUCAGAAGAGGGAUGUUGGCAGGCUGCUGAAAGGUGAUCAGUAUCAAGUUGUGAAAGCAUGGGACCAAAAGUAAAUACAAGAGCACAAAGAACCGACUCUCUUGAAGAUGCUUCAGAAGACGGUGCAACAGGCGGGGCUCCAAUAGAUGCACCCAAAGGUGAGGAGCAUUCUCUGCCUAUGGACAUUGACUCAAUCACUGGCUUGUUACAGCAGUGUCUGCUCGUCCAUCAUGACUUGAGCGACAGAUGGGACCGAGAGGCCGUGAAGCAAGAAAAGCGAUGGAGACAAGUUCACGUUCAGAUGAAUAACCUCAGAGAAGACUGGGAACAGCAGCAGCAACCAGGAGGAGAAAGUCGACACCGGCAGAACCCUUUGCAGCAGCACCGGGAGGAGGAAACUGAGGUAAUUCAGCCUCAAGUCCGAGCCGAUCAGCCCAGCAGAGGUUGGGGGGAAAGUGGUGGUGCCGAAACUUGAGGACAAUGACGACAUUGAGCAGUAUCUGACCACAUUUGAACGUCUAGCUGCAGCGUACCAGUGGCCUGAGAUGGAGUGGGCAAUCCGAUUGGUUCCACAUCUUUCUGGAAAUGCACGAGCAGCUUUUGUUGCUAUGGCAGCUGAGGACACCAGUGACUACAAGAAGGUUAAAGAAGCCAUAUUAUCUAAAUAUGAAAUCAAUGAAGAAGUUUACCGCCAGCGGUUCAGAGAGCCGGACAUCCGCCCCAGUGAAAGUCCAAGAGAGUUCUAUAACCGAUUAAAGGACUUGUACAAUAAAUGGAUCCAACCUGACAAAUUGACCAAGGAGCAAGUUGGAGAAAUCAUCAUAGAGCAAUUUUAUCGCUCCUUGUCUCCCGAGCUUAGAGUGUGGGUGAAAGAACGGGACCCGAAGUCAGCACAAGAAGCUGCUUUGCUGGUGGAAACCUUCCUUGCCGCACGCCGAGGCUCCAAGGCCUACCGCUACGAACCUUCACCAAAGACCUUUCCACCACGUGGUAAGCCAUCUGGGGUUGGGGGUGGUUCGAGAGGGCUAGAGUCAGUAAAACCUGUGGAAAAACCUGCGGUUGUAAAACCUAAAGUCCCAGUUUGUUUUUAUUGUGGCAAAGAAGGCCAUAUUAAACCUGAAUGUCCAGUAAGAAAAGCUAAAUCAGCAUAUGUUUCUACUCUUCCUAGGCCUCAAAAAAGUAACAUUCAGUUUACGGGAAAACAAAAAGUUACAACUGUUGUGGUUAAUGGCCAAGAAGCCCGAGCUUUGCUAGACACAGGGAGUGUUCAAACAUUAGUUCAUCCAUCUAUAAUUCACCGUGAUCUGUCAUUAGGGAAGCCGGUCUUAGAUAUUUCCUGUGUGCAUGGUGACUGUAAAAUGUAUCCAACAGCUGAAGUGUAUUUGGAAGUGGCGGGGCAAACUUUUUUGGUAUCAGUCGGGGUGGUUGCAAGUUUGACACAUGAGGUCAUUUUAGGGCAAGAUGUCCCCAUUCU
Oryzias melastigma (Indian medaka) is the source of this 1500-nucleotide messenger RNA. RefSeq names its product zinc finger protein 232. Gene Ontology annotation, molecular function: zinc ion binding; nucleic acid binding. The record is from RefSeq and is a predicted model, not a curated record. Lineage: Eukaryota; Metazoa; Chordata; Actinopteri; Beloniformes; Adrianichthyidae.